Molecule: messenger RNA, 822 nt
Organism: Acanthosepion pharaonis
Lineage: Eukaryota; Metazoa; Mollusca; Cephalopoda; Sepiida; Sepiidae
Source: the annotation of a GenBank genome assembly
AUGUCGUUAUUCCACCAGACUUCUUCAUGCUGUUAUUCCACCGGGCUUGUUCAUGCCGUUAUUCCACCAAGCUUCUUGAUGCCGUUAUUCCACCAGGCUCCUUCAUGCCGUUAUUCCACCAGGCUCCUUCAUGCCGUUAUUCCACCAGGCUUGUUCAUGUUAUUCCACCAGGCUUGUUCAUGCCGUUAUUCCACCAGGCUUGUUGAUGCCGUUAUUCCACCAGGCUCCUUCAUGCCGUUAUUCCACCAGGCUUGUUCAUGCCAUUAUUCCACCAGGCUCCUUCAUGCCAUUAUUCCACCAGGUUUGUUCAUGCUGUUAUUCCACCAGGCUUGUUCAUGCCGUUAUUCCACCAGGCUCCUUCAUGCCGUUAUUCCACCAGGCUCCUUCAUGCCAUUAUUCCACCAGGCUUGUUCAUGCCGUUAUUCCACCAGGCUUGUUCAUGCCGUUAUUCCACCAGGUUAUUCCUUCAGGCUUGCCAUUAUUCCACCAGGCCCUUCAUGCCAUUAUUCCACCAGGCCUUCAUGCCAUUAUUCCACCAGGCUUGUUCAUGCCAUUAUUCCACCAGGUUUGUUCAUGCUGUUAUUCCACCAGGCUCCUUCAUGCCGUUAUUCCACCAGGCUCCUUCAUUCCGUUAUUCCACCAGGCUCCUUCAUGCCAUUAUUCCACCAGGUUUGUUCAUGCCGUUAUUCCACCAAGCUUGUUCAUGCCGUUAUUCCACCAGGCUUCUUCAUGCUAUUAUUCCACCAGGCUUCUUCAUGCCAUUAUUCAGACAACUUCCUUCAGUUAAGCUUCUUAUUUGCUUUAUUCACAAAGACUUGUUAA